AUGGGCAACUGCUCAGGGGCCAGCCAGACAGCAGGUGUAUCGGGACCUGUGGAGACGGAACGCCAGCCUCUUCGUGUUGAGGUCUACCAUAUGGGUCACUUCUGGGACGAGCAGGACUACGUUUCGUACUGGAAGGAGUUCCACCUGAAAUCUGAUGGCAGCGUCUCGGAGUACAACUGUUGUGCAGGCUCUGGCUUGGGCUUGUGUGGCAAGAUUGAAAGAUAUGAGCGCCUCGAGCGCCAAGGCACGUACACCAUGGCGGUGGGUCCGGCGAAGGCCGAGCAGCUUGACAUAGUUUGGGAAAGUGGUCUGAAAGACGUCCUCAAGGUCGGAGAAGGGUCCUUGCGUAAAGGGCACCCUCUCGGGCUUUCCCCCGCGGAGCUGGACGCGGCCAUCGAGAGGCAGAAUGCCGCGAACGCUGUCAAGGAGAAGGAAAAAGCCGAAGGGAAACCAUGA
Molecule: messenger RNA, 456 nt
Organism: Symbiodinium natans
Lineage: Eukaryota; Dinophyceae; Suessiales; Symbiodiniaceae
Source: the annotation of a GenBank genome assembly